AUGGGUCAUCUUCGCAGCCUUCCGAAACCUCGUAUAAGCGAAAGCGAGGAAUCUUUCAGCAAGACAAUAAGUCACAUGAUGUAUGGUUUUGGUGAUGACCCAAAUCCACUCCCAGAAACUGUGGCACUUGUGGAGGAUAUUGUUGUGGAAUAUGUGACGGAUUUGGCACAUAAAGCCCAAGAUAUUGGAUCAAAGAGGGGAAAACUAUCAGUUGAGGAUUUCCUGUAUGUAAUUCGCAAGGACCUGCCAAAGCUUAACCGUUGUAAAGAAUUGCUGUCUAUGCAAGAGGAGAUAAAACAAGCAAGGAAGGCUUUUCUGGAAGAUGAAUAG
Molecule: messenger RNA, 330 nt
Organism: Dovyalis caffra
Lineage: Eukaryota; Viridiplantae; Streptophyta; Magnoliopsida; Malpighiales; Salicaceae
Source: the annotation of a GenBank genome assembly